AUGGCAACUCGGACAUCAACACGAUCCACUAAAGCUGUUAAAUUUGUUGAUUCUAUUGAUGAUGAUGAAAGAGAAUUUGAUAAUUCAGUUGCAAUAAGAAUAAAAGAUGAACCAAAAAAAGCUAAAACUCGUGGUCGUACACGUCGAAAUCAAGCAAAUGAUGAUGAAGAUUGGAACGCAAGAAAUGAAGAAAGUGCAGAGGAUGACGACGACAAUGAUGAUGAUGAUGAUAGUGUUACCAAUGAAGAUAUUACAAAAAAAUUUAAAACUAAUACUGUUAAUCAUUCAAUUGAUUCCGUUUAUGAUUUUGGAGAAAUGAGUGGUACAACAAGAAAAUGGCCGAAAACGGCAACACCACAACGUAAUAGUACUGUUAGUGAUACAGGAAAGCCAAUGGAAAAAUUAAUGUGUUCAUAUUGUAAUUAUACAACAGCAAAAAAAUAUCUUCUUCAACGACAUUUAAAAUCUCAUUCAACUGAACGACCACAUAAAUGUGCUUACUGCGAUCGAUCGUUUAAGACAACUAUACAAUUAACUAAUCAUGUUAAUACACAUUUAGGUGUUAAACCAUUUCAAUGUAAAUUUUGUUCAUUUUCAUUUACAACAAGUGGAGAACUUAUCCGACAUGUUCGAUAUAAACAUACACUUGAAAAACCACAUCGAUGUGCUGAAUGCGGUUAUGCUACUGUUGAAUUGAGUAAAUUAAGACGACAUAUUCGUACGCAUACAGGAGAAAAACCUUAUGCAUGUCCACAUUGUUCAUAUUGUAGUCCAGAUACAUUUAAACUUAAACGACAUUUACGUGUACAUACUGGUGAACGUCCGUAUCAAUGCACAAUUUGUAAUUUUCGUUUUACUCAAAGCAAUAGUUUAAAAGCUCAUAUGUUAACUCAUCAAGCUGAAAAACCAUCAUUUCCUUGUUCAUAUUGUCCAUCAGUUAUGGCUCGAAAAUCUGAUCUUCGUUAUCAUAUUGGUAAACAACAUGCUCGUCAAUCUGAACCAUUAUCAUGUAAUAAAUGUGAUGAAGAUUUUCCCGAUAAAUAUUCAUUACGUAUGCAUGGUAAAACUCAUAAAGGUCAAACAAUACAUUCAUGUACACAUUGUGAAUUUUCUGCAAAUACAAGUCAACAAUUAGAGGAUCAUAUGAAUAAACAUCGUGGUACACGUCCAUUUCAAUGUAGUGAAUGUGGUUUAAUGUUUGCAGCACGUGCUGAUUUACGUGCACAUGUUACACGUACACAUAGAAAUUCUUUAACACCAACAAUAACAUCAAUACCGACAACAACAGCAACAAUGAAUUCUCCAACAACAAUGAACCGUCGUCCACAACGACGUGCUGCAUCAUUACAACAUCGUUAUAUAGGUGCAUUAUCAGGUGCUGAAGAUGAUGAACAACAAGAAGAUGAUUUUCGCUGUCCAAUAUGUCAUCGACAAUUUACAUCAGCACGUUUACUUGACAGACAUACAUAUGUUGUACAUGAACCAAAACAAGAUUCAUAUGAUGAUAGAGAUUAUCAAACAAAUGAUAUUGGUGAUGAUGAUGAUAUACAUGAUUAUGCUGAUGAUGAACUUGAAGAAAAACCUAAUAUUAAUAUAAAUAAUAAAAAUGAUAUUCAUAUAAAUCCAUUAAAAAUUGAAGAAGGUAUAACAGAUGAUGAACAAUUAUUAAAUGAAGAAGAACAAGAUUUAGCACCGAAUGUUGAAGAUAUAAUUGAAAGUGUUGAUGAUGAUUAUGAUCAAAUACCAACAAUUAAAUCAAUAUCAUCAGCUAGUAAAAAACAAAUUGGAAUAAUAAGAAAAUUUGAUGAAAUCGAUGAUGAUGAUGAUGAUAAUCAUAAUGAUUUAUCAAAUAAAAGAAAAUGUAAUAUAAUUCGAGGUAUGUAG
Molecule: messenger RNA, 1884 nt
Organism: Rotaria sp. Silwood2
Lineage: Eukaryota; Metazoa; Rotifera; Eurotatoria; Philodinida; Philodinidae
Source: the annotation of a GenBank genome assembly